UAGAACCCACCCCACCCCAGCUGCUGCCCAGCCAAAACCCCUGAAUAACUGUCUGGGGACAGAGAGACAGACAGCAGGAGCCACAGACAGAGGGACACAUAGCUUUAGAGUCAGACCUACAGGUGUCCAGGAUGCCAUGGGAGUGCCUGGAAGCAGAGGCUGGUGCAAGCUGAGCCCACUCGGGGGCCAGCCCCAUCUCGUUUCUCCACAUGGACCAGCACUCCUCUGGCCUCCGGAGCAAGGGGGCAGCAGCUCCCUACAGCAGAAAAAAUGAAACCCAAAACUCUCUGAAAGGGACCUCCUACCUCCCAGAUGCCACCCAAGGUCAUCAGAUCAACAUACAAGCACCUGCGCCCAUCAUUCAUACUCAAGGACUCAACAGCCAGGAGCCAUCAACAUCCAUACCUCACCGAAGGGUGAGAAUCCAGGAACCGCCAGCAUCCACCUUCCUUCCUUGGAGGCUCAGCACCCAAGCUUCUUCCCCAUCCACCAUUCUCCCUCAAAGGCUUAGCACUCAAGAGACCCCUUCUCAGGGUUCCCAGCCCAAUACACAACGUAUACAAUCUGUUGGCUACAAUCACUCUCCCAGUACCAGAGAGAGAUUUUCCCUUUACCAUAAUCACCGACUCAACAUCCUAAACUCUCAUACCCUGAGCAAUGUCCAGUCAGAAAUCCACAGCUUACAAACCAACACUGACAGCCCCCUCUCCUUGAUCCAGUCACACCAACUCAACAGAAAACAAAAACGGUCCAGUGUGGACGUCCCCCCAUCCAUAACCUGCAGCCCAGAGGCCAGCAUCGAGAGCUUUGAGUCCUUCGUCGGGGACUCCAAGGACAGUCUAAGAGGACAUUUGCACAAGUCUCUGUCCAGUCAGAGCGCUGCAGGCAGUUUCUCCAAACUGGCAAGCCUUUCUACUGCAAUGGGCUCCAAUAGGACUCAGAGCAAACACUGGCCACUGCUGCGCAUGGGCUGGAUGCUGUUGCUGGAAGCCAAGAAGAUCAGCCAGUACCUUAGCCUGGUACUGACUGUGGUCGGCAUGCUGAUGCUCAACUUCAUAGCCUUCUGGCAGCCCUGGAUCCGCUUCCAAGUGCCUCUAGUGCCCUCAGGGGACCCCACUGGCCCCAAGACCAUCCCCAUUGACACCACCUUCUUCAUGGGCUGCCCUGACAUCUCCUGCAUGAAUGACUAUGACUUGCUGGACCUGGCCUGGGCCUGCCUCCUCAUCUCUGGUAUCAUGAGUUUCUGUGUGUGUAUGGGUCUCAUCAGAACCAUAUUCUUCUCCAGCACCAACACGCCCUCGAUGGACUUCUUUCUCUUCAUCUGCAGCCUCAUGACAGGGAUCAGCAUCAUUCUGGGGGUCCUGUUCUACCUGAUGCAAGCCAGAGAGUUCUUACAGGAAGGCAUGACCUACACGAUGGGGAGCAGCUUCUACCUGGCCUGGAUCAGUGUCUUCUUCUUCUUCAUGAUUGGCCUCUUCUCCUAUCUGAACUACAUGAACUUCUGGUCCAUCCUGCCAGCCCAGGCCAGGUGGUCCUAGGCCAUGACAAUGAACUGAUACCAGUGAUCUCCUCUCACGACUGUCAACUGCCUGACGAGCUCACUCUCCAGCCCUAUACUCAUGAGUUAUGUAACUUCUGACUCCCCUCAACCCAGAGUAAUGACUUACAUUUUAAAGAAAAAUAUCCUUUGCCCAGAAUA
Messenger RNA from Peromyscus leucopus (white-footed mouse), 1699 nucleotides. RefSeq lists its product as uncharacterized. The record is from RefSeq and is a predicted model, not a curated record. Lineage: Eukaryota; Metazoa; Chordata; Mammalia; Rodentia; Cricetidae. Bases 210 to 1538 code for a protein of 442 amino acids. The transcript is spliced from 5 exons.